AUGGACCCAUCAGAAGUCAACGUCCCUCCGCUCAAGGACUUGACCAUCGACAACAUUACCGAGAAUGUACACAUGAUCAACUCACAAUGCGACGACCCGAGAAUGAAGUACCUCCUCGAGAGACUCGUCUCUCACGUACAUGACUUUGCUCGCGAGACAAGACUCAGCACAAACGAGUGGAUGGCCGCCAUCCAGUUCCUGACCAAGGUCGGCCAGAUCAGCAGCGACGUACGCCAGGAGUUUAUCUUGCUCUCCGAUGUUAUUGGCCUCUCUCUGCUCGUCGACAGCAUCGACCACCCUAAGCCCGUUGCUAGCACAGAGGGUACUGUGCUAGGUCCCUUCCACACCCACGAAGCCCAACUCGAGGGCAACGGUGGUAGCAUCUCACACGAUCCCGAAGGCGAGCCCUGUCUAGUCCUCUGCACCGUCAAGGACACCACUGGAAAGCCAAUUGAUAACGUGAAGAUUGAUAUCUGGGAGACGGACAGCAAGGGCUUCUACGACGUUCAAUAUGCAGAGAGAGACGGUCCCGACGGCAGAGCUGUCAUGAAGAGCGACAACGACGGCGUCUUCUGGUUCAAGGCUAUCGUGCCAGUACCAUAUCCCAUNCCUCACGAUGGACCUGUCGGUCAACUUCUCAAGAAACUGAAGCGUCACCCGUACCGUCCUAGCCACAUGCAUUUCAUGUUUGAGAAGCCGGGUUACGACAACCUCAUCACGUACGUCACCAUAUCUCUUCUUUCUAUGACAAGCAUACUGACUCCAUCCCAGNNCGCCCUUUACCUACGCGGCGACCCAUACGAGACCUCAGAUGCCGUUUUCGGCGUCAAGGAAUCCUUACUCAUCGAUCUGGGAACUGUAUCUGCGGAACAAGCCAAAGAGUAUGGCGUAAAAGAAGGCGACAAGCUCAUCACAUACGACUUCGUCCUUGUGACCGACGACGAAUCGCGCAAGCUACGGGAAGAGAAGGCCAUGGAAGCCAUGAAGAAGCUUGGCAGGAGGAUGAAACUAUACCAGGGUCUACCCGUGCCCGACGUCGAUUAG
Messenger RNA from Aureobasidium vineae, 1044 nucleotides. The record is from the annotation of a GenBank genome assembly. Lineage: Eukaryota; Fungi; Ascomycota; Dothideomycetes; Dothideales; Saccotheciaceae.